Molecule: messenger RNA, 2166 nt
Organism: Salvia hispanica
Lineage: Eukaryota; Viridiplantae; Streptophyta; Magnoliopsida; Lamiales; Lamiaceae
Gene: UVR3
Product: DNA photolyase family protein
Biological process (GO): circadian regulation of gene expression; entrainment of circadian clock by photoperiod
Cellular component (GO): cytoplasm; nucleus
Molecular function (GO): deoxyribodipyrimidine photo-lyase activity; DNA binding; FAD binding
Source: RefSeq, a predicted model, not a curated record
CAAUCCAACAAUUUACCUCUCUCGCUACACUAUCCUGCGCCAAGUGCGCAUCGGACACGGAAAACACCUCGUUAAACGGCUACUAUCGAAGCACCUCACCUAGGCGCAUAAUAGUGCAGUUUAUGGCGGGAAACACGUCAACAGUUUAAAAACCGCUCACUUUCCGAAUUCACUAAAUGCGCUUCCCCGCUAUCUCGCACCCGACGACGAUGGCACCAUCCGGAUCGAACUCUCUGAUUUGGUUCAGGAAGGGGCUCCGCAUUCACGACAACCCGGCGCUGGAAUACGCGGCCAAGGGAUCGACCGCUUUGUACCCAGUUUUCGUGAUCGAUCCGCGCUACAUGGAGCCCGACCCCAGCGCCUUUUCCCCCGGGUCGAAUCGGGCCGGGUUGAACCGGAUCAGGUUCCUGCUCGAGAGUCUGGCGGAUCUCGACCUUAAUCUUAAGAAACUAGGAUCGCGCUUGCUGGUGCUCAAGGGUGAGCCCACCGACAUCUUGUUUCGCUGCUUGAGUGAGUGGAGCAUAAAGAGGCUGUGUUUUGAGUUUGACACUGAGCCGUAUUAUCAGAGUUUGGAUGACAAAGUCAGAAAAUAUGCUACUGCUGCUGGUAUAGAGAUUUACUCUCCUGUGAGUCAUACACUCUUCAAUCCUGCAGAUAUCAUAGAGAAGAACGGUGGAAAGCCACCUUUGACUUAUCAGUCUUUUGUCAAGCUAGCUGGGGAGCCCUCUUGGACCUCAUCUACACUUGUUAGUGAUCUAAACCGGCUCCCAUCAGUUGGAAAUGUGGGGAAUUGCCCCAUCAUUGAAGUCCCAUCAAUCAAGGAGCUUGGCUAUGAGGACACACCAGAGGAUGAAAAUACCCCCUUUAAGGGUGGAGAAUCAGAGGGAUUGAGAAGGUUGAAAGCUUCUAUGGAAAACAAGGAGUGGGUUGCUAAUUUUGAGAAACCCAAGGGUGAUCCAUCUUCAUUUAUAAAACCAGCAACAACUGUUUUAUCACCCUACUUGAAAUUUGGCUGUCUUUCUUCCAGGUACUUUUACCAAUGUAUACAAGAGGUUCAGAGAAAUUGCAAAAAGCACACAUCUCCCCCAGUUUCCCUUCUUGGACAGCUGUUAUGGCGAGAUUUCUUCUACACGGUUGCCUUUGGUACUCCUAAUUUCGAUCAAAUGAAGGACAAUAAAAUUUGCAAACAGAUACCAUGGAAAAAUGACGAUGAACUGCUGGCUGCUUGGAGAGAUGCCAGGACCGGAUUUCCUUGGAUUGAUUCCAUAAUGAUGCAGCUUAGGAAGUGGGGCUGGAUGCACCAUCUUGCCCGACACUGUGUUGCUUGUUUCCUUACCCGUGGAGAUCUGUUUGUGCAUUGGGAAAAAGGACGUGAUGUUUUCGAAAGGCUUCUUAUUGAUUCGGACUGGGCAAUCAAUAACGCCAACUGGAUGUGGUUAUCCUGCUCAUCAUUCUUUUAUCAGUAUAACCGUAUAUAUUCUCCUAUUUCUUUCGGGAAAAAGUAUGACCCUAAUGGAAAUUAUAUCAGGCAUUUUCUCCCGAUACUAAAAGACAUGCCUAAGGAGUAUAUCUAUGAGCCAUGGACAGCUCCUAUGAGCAUACAAGUGAAAGCAAAAUGCAUAAUUGGAAAGGAUUAUCCAAAGCCAGUGGUAGACCAUAAUCUUGCUAGUAAAGAAUGCAAAGAGAUAUUAUAUGAAGCAUAUGAGUUAAACAAAAGGCUUAAGGGGAACUUGAGUGGAGAAGAUCUUAAGAAUCUGAGGAAUAAACAUGAGGAAGACAAGAGGCCGUCCAAAUCCAAAAGGCUAAAACAGACCACCAUUGACUAAGAGGUUCAAUCUGUCCUUAAAUUGGAGUAUUUACUUUAGAAUAUCUUGUAUGUCUGUAAUCUUGAAGCAGAGGAGAGACUAGAGACUAGAGAGAUAUAUGUGUAGUUCCAUAUGGUGAUAAUAUAUGUAUGUAACUUUUGUAGAACUCACGUAUGACGGAACUGUCAAUGAAUUCGAUGAGUACUUGCACAUCAUCAAAAGGACGGUGCGAGAAUGGUAGAUGAUUAGGCCGCGCUACAUGUUCAUCACAUCAUCAACUAAACAAAGUUGUAACUAGAGCAACAACUUGAAUCAAUAUGGUUGAAGGGUUUGUUUAAUUUUCAAUUUGACUCUCUCUUUA